Penicillium canescens is the source of this 1101-nucleotide messenger RNA. RefSeq lists its product as uncharacterized. NCBI's taxonomy places the organism in Eukaryota, Fungi, Ascomycota, Eurotiomycetes, Eurotiales, Aspergillaceae. The record is from RefSeq and is a predicted model, not a curated record. Bases 1 to 1101 code for a protein of 366 amino acids. The transcript has 2 exons.
AUGUUGAAAUCCUCUCUUUUGCUGUUGGCUUCCUUUGGCGUUGGCCGUGCUCAAUCGGCCACCCUUGAAGAGCUUUACCUUGAUAAUGCGCCCUCUUCUCCGCGCCCCUAUGUCAUUCCGCAUUACGCCAACUCUCAUGCCGUUACCGUUGGGGAUCAGCUGUACCGGUUCACAGUGACUGGCCCAUCUUCUAAUAAUGCCUUCACUUUGAUGAGCACCAAUGCGCCCUCCAGCAAUGCGUUGGGUGUAUUACCGCAUAUUCACCAGAAGCAUUACGAGAACUUCUUCAACUUCAAGGGUCGUUUCCAGCUUUGGGCCCAGAAGGAUUCGAAUGAGCAACAGGCGCGUUUGCUCACUCAGGGCGAUUACGGAUCCGUUCCGAGGAAUACCACUCACACUUUCCAGCUCUUGGAUCCCGACAGCGAGAUGGUCGGCGUUAUUGUUCCUGGUGGCUUUGAGGACCUCUUUUAUGCCCUCGGAACAAACUACACCUCGGGCACCGACACGCCCUAUGUUCCUGCUCAUUCCAACAGCUCUUCCUCGCCUGACUCCAGCGUCAUUUCUUCUUUGCAGAAGUACGAUGUGUACGCCAAGCUCGGCUUUGAGCCGCGUCGCGAUCUUGUGAACGGCACUGCUCCCAUUGACAACUCCGAGUGGCACACCGGCGAAAAUCCUCUCGGCAGCCCGGCUCAGCCUUAUUUCAUUGCUAAUGGGUACGGCCCCAAGUACCUGAACUCCAAGUUCGGAUACCAAGUCAUCCAGCCUCUCGUCACUCCCACUCAGGCUCAGGAUACCAACUACACUCUGUCGACCAUCUCGCUCAGCCGCCAGACCAAGGACAACGCCCCAACUUACACCUUGCCUGGUGCUACUGCCUUCGAGGUCCUCGAAGGUGUGCUCAUGAUCAAGAUCGGCGAUUACCCAGUGGCUACCUUGUCCAUGGGUGACGUUGCCUUCAUUCCCGUUGGUGUCUCGUUUACCUACUACUCCCAAGUGGCAUUUACCAAGGUGCUGCACGUCAGCAGCGGCAGCAACGGCGUUGAUUCGCAGCUGAUCAAGAGUGGAAAGAGCUGGAACUAUCCUACUUUCCCUAAGUACUGA